This is a messenger RNA of Gaeumannomyces tritici R3-111a-1, 4652 nucleotides long. RefSeq lists its product as hypothetical. Gene Ontology annotation, molecular function: lipid binding. The transcript has a single exon. The record is from RefSeq and is a predicted model, not a curated record. NCBI's taxonomy places the organism in Eukaryota, Fungi, Ascomycota, Sordariomycetes, Magnaporthales, Magnaporthaceae. Bases 268 to 4512 code for a protein of 1414 amino acids.
CCAGAAGGUGCCGCUUUAUGAUGACGCUUGUCCCAAACACUGAAAGCCUCUUGGAGAACCAUAAGCCAUGUCUCGUCCAACCGUCCCAUCAUCUGCUGGCCCAUCCUUCCGACGGCGGGGAAGAAGAGGACGAUUUCAUUCCAGGAGUCGACCCAGAGACGAGCUGCGUUGACCCCAACCAGUUGAGCCCGACGCAGGGCCUGUAAGCCUGACGGCGCCUUGGCAGCGUAGCCAGCGACCACAGAAAACAAAGACCACCGAUCCAACAUGUCGCCAACCGCCGACUUCGAGCAGGAGGCGGGCGCCGGCCGACGGCUCUACACAAAGCCACACUCGGGCAGGCGGCCGAUCCCCACAAUCCAUGGCUAUAGGGAACACCGCAAGGAACUGGAGGGGCAGCUGAACGAGACGGAGGAGGCCCAGCACGAACCCGAGGACGACUCGAAGCCGAAGCGUGCCUUCAACUCGGUCAAGGCUAUUUUCAAGGAGGAGGAGGGGCCCAAGUCUGGCCACGACCCGUUCCCAUCGGUAAAUCGCAAUCUCGAGGACAGAAAGAGGAGGGAUGCGGAUGAUAGCGGCUUCUCAAGUGGCGACUCAGAGGGACAGGAGAGCAGGGACACCGAAGGACGAAAAGACGACCAAGAUCACGGCAGGAGCAAGAAAAAGAGCAAGGAUGACAAGAACAAACAACAGAAGUCAGCCACCGAGGCCGCGGCGUCGGCCAUCGACCCUCGAGAGAAGCGCAAAGCCAUGAAGAAGACAAAGCGGACGGGUGGCGGCCGCGAAGUCACGGACCCCGUCACACACCUGCCCAUCAUAAUCCACGAUCACACCGACAAAGACCUACAGUCCGCCGAACAAAACCUCCCAGAGCCAGGGACCGACCAUCGAACCGCCAGGGGCCUCCGCGGCGCCACCAAGUCCGACGAGGAGCUAGAUGUUGAGCAGAAGGAGCUCCAGCAAUCUUACAAUGGCAUGGUCAAGAUGUUCCCGCCGCCCGACUUCGACGAGCUCAGACGCGAACUCGAAAACGUAUACCAGCAAGCACUCAUUGCCGGCCUUGCCAUAACGGCCACGUUGACGGCGACCGUGGUGUCGUUCUUGUGCAAAGGGCCUGUUGAGGGCCCCAAGAACAUAAUCGGGACACUCUAUGGCUACCUAUCGAACACGGCUUUUGUCUCCAUCUGCUGCGCCAUAGUCGCGGCGGGCAUCAUAGGCGUCGGCACGUGGGUGCGAAACAAGGUGGCCGCCCUGUUCGACGACGAGACGUGGGACGCGGCACGCCGCGGAGAGGCCGAGGUGGUGGGCUCGGAUGCCGAGCUUCCGGAAUCGACGCAGUGGCUGAACAGUCUCUUCUCCAACAUCUGGCCCCUGAUAAACCCCGACCUUUUCGUUUCCAUGAUCGACAUGAUCGAGGACGUCAUGCAGGCCUCCCUGCCGCGCGUCAUCAAGAUGGUCAGUGUCGAGGACAUGGGCCAAGGAAGCGAGUCGUUCCGAGUCCUCGGCAUCCGCUGGCUGCCCACCGGUGCCGCCUCGCAGACGGUCACGCCCGAGGGCCAGCUCGAGAGGCCUGAAAAGAACACCUCCAAAGAUUCCAAAGAUGCGCUCAACUCGGGUGGUGGCGGCGACGAAUCGCAGAAUGCACCGAGGCGCAGCGGCGACGGAAGCGAUUGCGAGAACGAUGACAUGGCCGUCCAACUCACCCAGCAGGAACAGCAGGACCAGGCCGCUAUGAAGCAAGGGUUGGAGGGAGAAGAAGGUGACUUUGUCAACCUGGAACUGGCAUUGGCAUACCGAAGUCGCUCCUCGGGCAAGUCCAUCAAGAGCAAAGCCAAGAACGCCCAUCUGUACAUCAAGUUCUACCUCCCCGGAGGUCUUGCUGUACCCGUCUGGGUCGAGCUCAAGGGCUUCAUCGCGACGCUGAGAGUCCGCCUCCAACUGACACCCGACCCACCCUUCAUCAGCCUCUGCACCUUGACAUUCCUUGGCCAACCCCGGGUUAGCCUGUCAUGCGUGCCGUUAUCCAAGCACAGCCUCAACAUCAUAGACGUGCCCCUGAUCUCGUCCUUCGUACAAUCUAGUGUCGAUGCGGCUGUGGCAGAGUAUGUCGCUCCCAAGAGCCUGACGUUGAACCUGAAGGACAUGCUGGUCGGAGAUGACUUCAAGAAGGACACCUUCAGCCGCGGCGUGGUUUGGAUCUUCAUCAAGCAGGCUCGCGGGUUCAAGCAGGGCGACAGCGGACUGGGCCCUUUCAACGAGGCGUCGAGCGAUUCCUAUGUCACAGUCUCCUGGGGAAAAUUCGGCAAGUCCGUCUCGUCGACUCGAAUAGUCAUGAACGAACAGCAACCAGACUGGCACGAAUACGCCAGCAUCCUGGUGACACCCGAGGAGCUCAACGCGGAAGAGAAGCUGCGACUUCAGCUGUGGGACUCGGACAGGUGGACUGCCGACGACGACCUCGGACGGGUUGAGAUUGACCUCAAGUACCUCAUGUCCUGCGAAGACACGAGGAACCGCAUGCAGGAUCGUGAGGAUAAGUUCAGAGGCCAGGAUUCCAGCGAGAUGCUGCCGGGGACGCUAACCUGGUCUGUGGGGUACUUCACGAAGCCACGCAUCGGCGAAGAAAAGCUGGCCAAGCAGACGGUCAACCCGGAGAUCACAACAAAGGAACAGCUCAAGGAACGCGUUUCGAAGCUGACAGAGCGCAAGCUCAGGGAGUCCGGCGCCGACCCCCACGACGAUGUGGUCCACCAGCAAAAGGCACAGGACUACAAGGAGAUUGAGGACAGUAUGAUAAUAUCGGCGCCCCCUUCCGAGGAGCACGUCUCGGGCAUCCUCAGCAUCCAAAUCCACAACAUCACGGGCCUAGAGGUGCAACGCCUCAACCGGCGCGAUCGCGAGGCCAUGAAGGACUACGCCGAGGAGAGCGAGCAGGAGGACGACAUGCCCGACAGCUACUGCACCAUCAUCCUCAACCACAAGAAGAUUUACAAGACGCGCACCAAGCCCAAGAACUCGAAGCCCUUCUUCAACGCGGGCACCGAGCGCUUCAUCAAGGACUGGCGCACCACCGAGGUUAUGAUCGCCGUGCGCGACUCGCGCGAGCGUGAGGACGACCCCCUCAUCGGCCUCGUCUUCUUGCCGCUCGCCAAGGUCUUUUCCAGGCGCAGCCAGAUCCACGAGGACUUCCCUCUCGUCGGCGGCAUCGGAUACGGCCGCGCGCGCGUCAGUCUUGUCUGGCGCAGCGUCGAGAUGAACCUGGAGCCUAACCUGAUAGGCUGGGACUACGGCACCCUCGAGGUCUGCGGCCCUGUCAGGGAGGCGAGCAAGGACAACCUCCCUUCGGACCUGCGCCAGCACCGCAUCAAGCUGCGCACCAACAUGGGCAAGCUCAAGAUGCAGCCGCGGGGCAAGAGGAGCAAGGACAAGGGAAACGCCGAUACCGACAGCGACGGCCGACAGGAGUGGUGCCCGAGGGAGAAGCGGCUGCGUGAGAACGCCUUCCUCCCCGUGCGCAGGCGGUACGCGUCGGCGCUGGUGAUCGAGUUCCGCGAGUCGGCGAUUGGGCCCGACCGCACGCCCGCCUUUGCCGUCAUCUGGCUGCACGAGCUGACGGACGAGGAGGGGCGGACGUUUAAGCUCAAGGUCUGGAAGGGCGGCAAGAACAACCUGCGCCGCGCCGAGAGCUGCUGCGACUAUGACGGCAUGCACGACGGCGAGGAGGAGCUGGGCGAGGUCGAGCUCACGCUCAAGUUCUGGAGGGGCCUGUCGGGCUACCACAAGAGCUACGCGUCGCAGAGCAAGAAUGCGGACAUGCGGAACGUCAUGGAGUGUCUGGAUACCAUUACGGAUGAGGGUUUGAGGGACGAUGAGGGUGAUGAGACGGACGAUACCGAGCCCGAUAGCGAGGACGAAGACGUUGGUAAAGAGGGAGAUGAUCAAGAUGCACCUGUGGACGGAGGCGAGAUCGAUACAGACGAAAAGGGUGAGCCGGAGGAAGCAAACAAAGAGACGGCGGAUACGAAUGACUCCAAGGCAGACAAGGAGGCGGUGGCAGCCAAGCGAAAAAGGCUGCAGGUGCACACAAACGACUCCUCGAGCGGGUCUGACUCCGACUCUGACAAGGACAACGACGGAGACGACAGCUUCGGCAAGGGCGGAGACGACGACGGCAGCGAUAGCCGGGAAGCGUCUCCCCUGAAGCGGCUCUCGCGUUUCAAAAAGAUCAAGAGCAUCUUCCGGUCGCCCGUCGACGGCGGCACCAAGGCGGUGCUCUCGGUGGCGACGGCGGGCCACGACGGCGACGGCGGCGGCGACGGCGGGGUGCGCGGGCGGCUCAAGGACUACAAGGACCACCACAAGCAGCUGCACCGCAAGCACCGCGGCGUCAUGCAGUGGCGCGCCGCGCGCCAGGCCGACCACGUCGGCGGCAAGCUGAGCCGGCUCAAGGGCACCGUCGGGGGCAUGUUCAAGCACAAGGAGAAGGAUGUCGGGAUCGAGACGGAGGUGUAAGGGGGUCGGUAACUGGGCUAUGAUGAUUUUGGUAACAUUGUCGACGCAGGAAUGAAUAAUACAUAGUGAAUCCUUCUGGCAUCCUAGCCAAGCAUCAAGCCUGCCCAUGUACCUCCCGAAACUUGUCCAACCGCUCCGAA